AUGUCCACGCCGGGUGUCGUGAGUCCUGCGUCCCCGUUGAGUUCUGGUGGGUUCGGUGGAAAGGUGGAGAUGGUUUACAGUCUCCUCGGGAUGUUGGGGAGUCAGGAUCCGGUUGAGAAAAGCAAGACCCUGCUGACGAUGACGCAGUCACCCGAAGCGUGUGUCACUAUGAGGCAGUCAGGAUGCCUCCCUCUGUUGGUACAACUCAUUCAUGGAGAUCAAACUCACGAAGCAGGAACAAUGCCUUUGGAAGCAAGGCAGAAGGCAGCCCAAGCGCUGAGGAACGUGGUGAAUGCCGACCCCGACGAGAAGCGAAACCGUAGGGAAAACAGGGUCUUGAGGCUGUUGGAACACAUUCGUGAUUUCAGCGACUACUUAAGAGUGGCCAUGGCUGUCGUUGGAGGUGGUCGAGGUCCCCUUCCCAGUGGUGAGAGGAAAAAUUCCCUAUUUGGCUAUCCUUUGGCUUACUGUUCAUUUGAACUUACUUGA
Molecule: messenger RNA, 489 nt
Organism: Darwinula stevensoni
Lineage: Eukaryota; Metazoa; Arthropoda; Ostracoda; Podocopida; Darwinulidae
Source: the annotation of a GenBank genome assembly